Molecule: messenger RNA, 1254 nt
Organism: Penicillium concentricum
Lineage: Eukaryota; Fungi; Ascomycota; Eurotiomycetes; Eurotiales; Aspergillaceae
Gene: sur2
Product: sphingosine hydroxylase
Exons: 2
Coding region: 1-1254 (417 amino acids)
Biological process (GO): lipid biosynthetic process
Molecular function (GO): oxidoreductase activity; iron ion binding
Source: RefSeq, a predicted model, not a curated record
AUGGCUGCGAACGCAUCCGCGUUCGACCUUCCUCCCCUACCAUCCUACACCUUGACAUCGCGAGAACAUUUGCUUGCUCCUCUUCCUGACAAUAUCCUUUCACUCAUAUUGCCCGUCGUCGCUUAUUGGGGCUUGUCCAUGAUCUAUCAUUACCUCGAUGUCAAUGAUUAUUUCGUCGAAUACCGUCUCCACACCCCCGCAGAGGUUCUGAAACGAAACAAAGUGACCCGCUGGGAAGUGGUACGGGAUGUGGUCUUACAACAAGUGAUUCAAACCGUGGCCGGUUUUGCUUUUGUAUACUUCGACGCCGAGGAAACGGUUGGCAGAGAGGAAUAUGAUGUGGCCGUGUGGGCGCAGCGAUUGCGGAUCGCCCAAAAGGCUAUCCCGUCAUUAUUAGCUCUUGUUGGAGUUGACGCUAUUAGUCUUGGAAAAUCCGUGUCCCAAAGCGGUUACACCAUGUUGGCGGGUGCUCUGGCUGGCGGAUCAUACCCCGAUGUGACCCAGUCCAUCCUCGAUAACGGAGUCGAGGCUGUGGCGCCCGCAUUCACGAGCUGGGAAAUGGCAGUUGCCGGUUUCAUAUAUUGGUACUUUGUGCCAACCCUCCAGUUCAUUCUGGCGAUUUCCAUUGUGGAUACCUGGCAGUACUUCCUCCACCGCGCUAUGCAUCUGAACCGGUGGCUCUAUGUGACUUUCCAUUCCCGCCACCACCGCCUUUACGUCCCUUAUGCUUUCGGCGCCCUCUACAAUCACCCAUUUGAGGGAUUCCUUCUGGACACGGCUGGCACUGGUGUUGGAUUCUUGGUCUCCGGCAUGACCACCCGUCAGGCCAUGUGGUUCUUUACAAUGUCGACUAUCAAAACGGUCGACGAUCACUGUGGCUAUGCCUUCCCCUGGGAUCCGCUACAGCAUUUCACUUCCAAUAAUGCCGCGUACCACGACAUUCAUCACCAAAGCUGGGGUAUCAAGACCAACUUCUCCCAGCCUUUCUUCAUCUUCUGGGACCGUCUCCUUGGCACUCAGUGGACUGGUGAGGUCAAGCUGCGCUACGAGCGAGCUAGAGAGAAUGCCCAGAAGCAGGUGGAUCUGGAUGCUGCCCAGGCGCCUGAUACACCGGCUGUGACUGAGGAACGUGAACAUGAGCGAGUAGUGGUGUCACCCGAGGGACCUGCGACCCGCACUCGGCUGCGCCGAAAGACUGUUGAUAGUCUCAAGGGCCCGAGUCAUGGGGUUCCUGGAAGUGUUCUCCACAACUAA